Kalmanozyma brasiliensis GHG001 is the source of this 1452-nucleotide messenger RNA. Its product is annotated as Major facilitator superfamily. Gene Ontology annotation, molecular function: transmembrane transporter activity. The transcript has a single exon. Gene Ontology annotation, cellular component: fungal-type vacuole membrane. The record is from RefSeq and is a predicted model, not a curated record. Bases 1 to 1452 code for a protein of 483 amino acids. Gene Ontology annotation, biological process: transmembrane transport. Lineage: Eukaryota; Fungi; Basidiomycota; Ustilaginomycetes; Ustilaginales.
AUGACAGCACAGCCACUGCCUUCAACAUCAAACCCCGAGGAGACGCAGGCUUCGAUACAUCAGGAGGUGCUUUCCCCCAGCAAUGAAAAGAGCGUCGUCACACCGUCGCAUCAUGACGACGACACUGACGUCGAAGCCACCACUUCUCAAGCAGGCAUGUCCUUCAAGACAGAACAGGAGCUCGGCGAGGCCGUCUUGAAAGCGCAGGGCGACGACGCACAGAUCUUCUUCCCCGAAGGCGGUUUCAAAGCGUGGCUCUGCGUCUUCGGUGGCUGGUGGUGCACCUUUAUCACCUUCGGCUACCUCAACGCCUACGGCAUCUUCCAGGACUACUACCAGCGCACCACGCUCUCGCACAAGUCGCCGAGUCAGAUCUCGUGGAUUGGCGCGUUCCAGUACUUUCUCAUGUUCGCUCCCGCCAUCUUUGCGGGUCGACUCUUCGAUCUUGGCUUCUUCCGACCACUCUUCGCAACAGGCUGCGCACUUCUUGUCUUCUCGCAGAUGAUGGUCAGUCUGUGCACCGAUUACUACCAGCUCUUCCUCGCUCAGGGUGUCGGGCUUGGGCUGGGUUUCGGACUCGUGUUCAACCUGGCCAUCAAUUGCCCCGCGCACUACUUCAACCGUCGCCGCGGGUUGGCGUUGGGCAUCGUAGCAUCCGGCUCGUCCACCGGUGGAAUCGUCUUUCCAAUUGCGGUCACCAGGCUGAUCAACGAGAUCGGAUACGCCUGGACGAUGCGGUUCGUCGGCUUCUUUGCCCUGGUUGCUGUCACAAUAGCGUGGUUCUCGCUCUCCACCCGGCUACCGCCCUCGAUCGACGUCACCGACAAGUCCAAAGGCGGCUGGAAGCAGGUCUCGUGGACCGAGUUCUCGGCGUUUCGCAACCCAGCAUACACGUUCUUCGUCAUUGGCGCGUCGUUCAUCAUGUUCGGCCUCUACUUUCCGCUGUCUUACAUGGACGUGUGGUCAUCGUCCAACCGCGUCCCAGCCAACGGCUAUUACUUGCCCAUCCUCAAUGCCGCCUCCUCGUUCGGCCGGAUCCUACCUGGUUUGGUAGCGGACAAAGUGGGUCGGAUCAACACAGUCCUACCGCACCUAGCCGCGUCCAGCAUUCUGCUGUUCAUCUUCCCACUUUGCACCAACCUCGGCGGGCUGGUGGUCUUUUCCAUCUUAUACGGCUUCACCUCGGGCUGCUACGUCUCGCUCAUCCCGGCGUGUAGCUCGCAGCUCGGCAGCACCAGCACCGUUGGCACGAGGAACGGCAUGAUGUUCUUCCUCAUGUCGUUCGGCGGGCUGUUCGGUCUGCCGAUUGCAGGCGCUAUCUUGGGCGAUGUGAGGAAUCCAAAUUGGUGGGGAGCAGUCGGGUAUUCAGGUGCGAUGGUGCUGAUUGGCACGGUUAGCAUCGGCGCUUCCAAGUGGUAUGCCGUUGGUGGCAGCAUUAGGGGGAAGAUCUAG